Molecule: messenger RNA, 601 nt
Organism: Eimeria tenella
Lineage: Eukaryota; Apicomplexa; Conoidasida; Eucoccidiorida; Eimeriidae
Product: DNA topoisomerase, related
Exons: 4
Biological process (GO): DNA topological change
Cellular component (GO): nucleus
Molecular function (GO): DNA binding; DNA topoisomerase type I (single strand cut, ATP-independent) activity
Source: RefSeq, a predicted model, not a curated record
CGGUCGCUGCAGACUGAAGCGCAGCUGGCCGCAAUCCUCAUCGACCGUCGGCUCGCUCCAGGGCCCAGCAGCAGCAGCAGCAGCAGCAAACACAGCAGGAGCAGCACCAGCCACGCCUGCAGCAGCAGCAGACACAGCAGCAGCAUCUACAACAGCAGCAGCAGCAACAAAACAGGGAGCAAGCACGCUCCUCCUUAGAUUUGCUGCGCCGCUGUGGCAACUGGCACUGCUUCUUCCGGCCAGGCAGCAGCAACGACGCGGGAGUAGCAGCAGAUGCAGCAGCAGCAGUAACGGCAGCAGCAGCAGCAGCAAGAUGGCUAGCAAGCGGGGCGAAGUCUCGGUGCUGAUGGUGGCUGAAAAGCCUUCCAUUGCCGAGACCCUAGCGGACAUUCUCUCCAAGAAGAACUGCAGCAAAAGAAGAGGAAUAUCGCCAGUGACAAGCGUCUGGGAGUUUCGAGGAGAAUUUCUGGGGCAGCCGGCUUUUUUCAAGGUUACUUCCACAGCGGGGCAUAUCUACCAAACGGAGUUCCCGCCUGCAUUCAAUGACUGGGUGAGCAGGAGCAGCAGCAGCACAAGCAGCAGCAGCAAGAGCUGCUGCUAA